This is a messenger RNA of Cyprinodon variegatus (sheepshead minnow), 4791 nucleotides long. RefSeq names its product protein phosphatase 4 regulatory subunit 1 (gene ppp4r1l). Gene Ontology annotation, biological process: protein dephosphorylation. Gene Ontology annotation, molecular function: protein phosphatase regulator activity; protein binding. NCBI's taxonomy places the organism in Eukaryota, Metazoa, Chordata, Actinopteri, Cyprinodontiformes, Cyprinodontidae. The record is from RefSeq and is a predicted model, not a curated record. The coding region runs from base 195 to 3122 and encodes 975 amino acids. The transcript has 20 exons.
AUAAUCCGUGUGGAAAUAUCAGCGCUGUAAGGACUUUCAGGAAGUAGUUAGCUGCCGUGUUUGAGUGACAGCCCACAACGGGACGGCGGACGGUGUUGUGUCGAAAAAGGCACCCCUGUCAUGAAAAACACCCCUGUCGGAGGAAGCGCAUUAGAAGGCAGAUAGGCAGCCCGCAGAGCAAGGCGAUACUCAAGAUGGCAGGUCUAUCUUUAUACUUUGAAGAUGGCCAUGAUGAUCUGGAUGACUUUGGAUUUGAUGAUUAUGCUUCAGAUUGCGACGGCAUCCGUAUCACAGCAUUCCUUGAUGCUGGACAAGACAACCUCACCCCUUUAGGAAGGUUGGAGAAGUACGCCUUCAGCGACAAUACAUUCAAUAGGCAGAUCGUGGCUCGUGGCCUGCUUGAUGUGCUUCGAGAGUUCAGUGACAAUGAGAAUGACUUUAUCAGUGUCAUGGAGACAAUUGCCAGAAUGUCGGAAGAUGGAGAGCCCACCGUGCGAUCGGAGCUGAUGGAACAAGUUCCUAACAUUGCCAUGUUUUUGCAUGAGAGUCGGCCCAAUUUCCCAGCUGCUUUCUCGAGGUACUUGGUACCGAUUGUGGUGCGCUAUCUCACAGACCCAAAUAACCAGGUGCGGAAGACGAGUCAGGCAGCGCUACUCGUGUUGUUGGAGCAGGGCCUCAUUUCUAAAGCUGACAUGGAGACCAAAGUUUGCCCCGUUCUGCUCGACCUGACGGAAACGAGCAGUGAUGAUGACUACAAAAUUGAGGCAGUUGCUAUCAUGUGUAAAGUUGUCACCAUGUUGAGCAAAGACACAGUGGAGCAUCUGUUGCUGCCUCGCUUCUGCGACCUGUGCAGCGAUGCCAGACUCUUCCAAGUGCGCAAGGUGUGUGCAGGUAACUUUGGGGAGUUCUGUUCGAUUGUUGGCCAGGAAGCCACAGAAAAACUUCUGAUGCCCAAGUUCUUCAACCUGUGCUCAGACAGCCUUUGGGGCAUCAGGAAAGCGUGUGCUGAGUGCUUCAUGACAGUCUCCAAUUCCACCUCUCCAGAGGUGCGACGCUCUAAACUGUCCCCCCUCUUCAUCAACCUCAUCAGCGACCAGUCCCGUUGGGUGCGACAGGCUGCCUUUCAGUCUCUGGGGAGAUUCAUCUCCACCUUUGCCAACCCUUCCAGCGCAGGCCUUCAUUUUAGGGAAGAUGGUGCACUUCCAGAGGUCCCCAGGUGUACGUCAGACAGCAACUGCUCUCUAAAUUCCCUGAACUGUGCCGACAUUAGCAUCUGCCACAAAGAGAGAGCCAUCACUCACACCCCUCCCAAUCAGGACGGCAGGGCGACGCCAUCGCCUGAGCACGUUUCGGCGCCGGACAGCGAGGACCACUUUGAGGAGAGCCAUUUUUCUGUCCCCAGAGAGACUCUCACAGACAGCGGUGGCACUCCCCUGGUUACAAACAAUGCUAGAAACACAAAAGAAACGGAGCCGACAGACCAGAGCUUUAACUCUUUCCACUACUGGAGAGCUCCUUUACCCGACAUCAGCGACGAACUGGAGAUGCUUAAUUGUCAGAAGUCCGAGGAAGGGAUAGAAAAGGGGGUAGAAGAAGAAGAACCUGAGGAAAAUUGUCCAGAGUCUAAAUCCAGCCACGGCAAAGCUACCAGCGAUCAGAUCCAGAAGGUUUUGGAUUGUUUGCAACCUCACAUUGAUGACCCUGACGUACAAGCUCAAGUUCAAGUAUUGUCAGCGGCUCUGAAAGCUGCCCAGCUUGACAGCCCGACGGACAACAGUCCAACUGAGCAGCAACCAGAAGCGCUGCUAGAAGCUAACGACGAGAGCCCGCUGGCGGAGAACACGACGGGGGAGAUUCAGUCGGAGGAAACGCAGGAAACUUGCACAGACGAGGAGCAAACGGUGGAAACUCCUCCAGCCUCGGAGCCGAGCCCAGUCCAAGAACAAGAAGACGAGCAGACGCAGACAGAGCCCCAAGAGGAAGACGAGGACGAGGAGGAGGAGGAGGAGGAGGAGCAAUCUUCCCCUGGCUCUCCAGUACAGGAGUCUGAAUUAAUUGAAAGCAUGGAGGAGGAGGAGAAGGAUGACUGUCCCCACAGCCCAGUGUCUGAAGAAAAGCCGAAAAUCCAGAAUGUUAUCCCCCAGCAGCUGUUGGAUCAGUACCUCUCUAUGACGGACCCGGCGCGCGCGCAGACGGUGGAUACAGAGAUAGCCAAACACUGUGCCUUCAGCCUGCCCGGGGUGGCGCUCACUCUGGGUCGACAGAACUGGCAUUGCCUCAAGGACACGUAUGAAACGCUGGCCAGUGACGUGCAGUGGAAGGUGCGGCGUACUUUGGCGUUCUCCAUCCAUGAGCUUGCAGUCAUUCUGGGCGAUCAGCUGACGGCUGCUGACCUGGUGCCCAUCUUUAACGGUUUCCUCAAAGACCUGGACGAGGUUCGCAUCGGCGUGCUCAAACACUUGUAUGACUUUCUGAAGCUGCUGCACGCAGACAAGAGGAGGGAGUAUCUGUACCAGCUGCAGGAGUUCAUGGUGACCGACAACAGUCGCAACUGGAGAUUCAGAUAUGAGCUGGCAGAGCAGCUGAUCCUGAUCAUCGAGUUGUACAGCCACUACGACGUCUACGACUACCUCAGACAGAUAGCGCUCACUCUUUGCUCUGACAAAGUGUCAGAGGUCAGAUGGAUCUCCUAUAAACUGGUCGUGGAGAUCCUCCAGAAGCUGUAUGCAUGCGGAGCCGACGAGCUGGGUCUCAACUUCAUUAACGAGCUCACAGUCAGGUUCUGCCACUGUCCCAAAUGGGUGGGGAGGCAGGCGUUUGCUUUCAUCUGCCAGGCCAUUGUUGAGGAGGACUGCAUGCCCAUGGAUCAGUUCAGCCAGCACCUCCUGCCCAGCCUGCUCAGCCUCUCCUCUGACCCGGUGGCUAAUGUCCGCGUUCUGGUGGCCAAGGCUUUAAGGCAGAGUGUGAUGGAGAAAGCUUACUUUAAGGAGCCGGGCUGUCCCUAUGCCGACGAGCUGGAAGAGACCGUCAUGGCUCUGCAGUCUGACAAGGACCGGGACGUCCGAUUCUUCGCCAGCCAGGACCCGAACAAAGGCCUGAUGGACACGGCUCCUUUGAUCUAACCCCCCCUGCCCUCCCUCCUUCAAACUGCAUCGCAGCCCAUCUGCCUGUCUUACCUGUCUGCCUGACCGACGCACCGUAACCUUUGACACCAGCACCCGACCAGGUCCCAAACCACUGGCCUUUAGGGCGGAUCUGAACCCGUUGGAGAUCAGGACCGAUGUUCAGGUUGAGACUCAGAAAGCUAAAAGGUUCUCAGACGACACAAAGCCCGUCUCUGGCUGGGCUGCAGCAAGCGCACAUGAAAAUGAAAACAAGCCUUCUUCUCAGAGUUUUUGGAACAAUGAACUGGACUCGGGUGGCUGCUUUAAGCCUGACCCCUUCCCCCUCCCUCAUCCACAUUAACACCCACCUUAAACAGACUAAUGAACUUAAGCCGGGCUUACCUCCUCCAAAGUGAUUUCCAAGCUUGAGCUGAUUCAGAUGCUUUUUUUUUUUUCCUUCUAAAUUCUUCUUCAUGUGUUUUUUUCUCAGCAGACCAGCGGGCUGAGGCCUGCAGGGCUCUGUGCACUAACUCAGGGGGACUUUUCUGAACCUGAACAGCAUUAUGAAGCUGACAGCUGGAGACCUCCGGCUGUCCCAGCAGCAGACCAGCUGAAACGGGCAGCUCUGCUGGUCACUCGUCUCAGAUGUCCGUUUUUUUUGUCUGAGCGCUCCUCUUGGUUAUCUGUUCCCCUUGCGUUCAUAUCACUCUCUCUCUCCCUUCAUGGGACACAGAAACCACUAACUGCUGCCCAGUAAGAGCAGUGAUUCUACCACUCAGCUGGAUUAAAGCGUAUCUGUGCCUGUUAAUGAGGCAGUUUCUGUCCCACAGGGCGGAAACGCGUUUUGAUCCGAUCGGCCGCUGCGACGAGAAACGGGUUCUGAAUGUUCUCCGGUUUUUAUUCUUUGAUUUCUCGAAUUUUCUUGAUAAUCGGUUAAAUUCACACAAGGGCUCACGAUGAAGUGAUGCACGGUGGCUCCACAGUCAGAGAGCAGAAAGCACAGUGUUGGACGAUGCAUGUUUCCCCUCAUGUAGCGUCUGUCUCACUUCCGACUGAAUGGUCGCUCAGUAGAAAAUAACGCCGGCUGUGUUAAGAGACUGAUCAAGUUUCCUUAUUUUGGUCAAAUGAUUGAAUAUGAGGUUUCUCCAAGUUUCUUAUUAUUUUUUUUUUCGAUUUUCUGUACAGUGUGAACCUUCGAAAAAAGAAAAAGUAUGUAAAUGGAACCAAGGCCAGUUUAGUGGAGAUGUGUGUGAAUAUUGGGAGCAGUCACCAAGUCACUUUUUGUUUUUGCAGUGUCUGGAGCUCAGUUGUUCUGUUGUAAAUUGUUUCCCCUCUUUUUUUUUUUUUCUUGAUUGAGCAUCAUUUGAAAACUAGCGCUGAUUGUGGUUUUUUUCUGUGCAUCUCGGGUCUUUCUUCCUUUGAAAGGAGAGCUCACCGCAGUAAUGGCGGUGUCCACUCAUCUCGUCUGUCUGCAUUUUGUGUCCCAUCUCAUUUUUUUUUAUAUGUAGUAGAACAGUUAAUAUAUACAUUUUAUGAAAUUUAUUUUCUUUUUCAAUUAUGCACCACAAUUCAAAGAUUUUAUAUCCUAACUUUACAAGAUUUACAACCUUUGUAAUAUUCAAUGGUUUCUUUUAAAAAGACAUUUUAUGUAAUGUUAUUUUUAGUAUUCUGUAAUUAAACUGAUGGA